CCACAAGCCUGACAGCUACCGACAAGCCCCCACCCACAGGAGCACGCGACGUGCUCUCUUUUCAAGGGAAAGGUUUUUCUUUCUGGGCCCUGGAAUGGGCCUGAAGUCAGCCAGCCUCAGCCCACAGGGUGAAUGAGGGGUGGGCACAGCCCGGCCGCGGCCCCAGCACACACGGGCGGACGCAGGGGCGGGGGAGCGCCAGCCCCGCAGUGUGUUCGGAGCCCAGCGGCUCUGAGUCGCCGCCACCAGCCUGGCCGCCUUCUGCUCCACGUAAGUGAAGUCAGCCGUCUAGGGCUGCGUUUCCAGCCAUCUGUCCCUCCACAGAGGCUCACACCUCCCUCCCCGCUGUUCCCACACCCUGGCUCGGGGCCUGCCCAACACAGAUGGACGCUUCCCAAAGGCUGUGCGCGCCAUCGCUGCCACCCGGCUGUGCCGUGGCCCGCGGCCGUCAGGACCCCAGGGACCGCACGCCAGGCAGGGUCCAGGACCCCCAGCGCGGACCACCUUUACCGCCGCGCCUGUGGCUCCAACGCCGCGCGCUCGCCCGAGAGUCUCACGGGGCCCCGCGGCCCCCGCCCCGCGCGCUCCGCCUCCGCCUCCUGCCCCCCGCCGCCGCCGCUGCGCCACCUGCCUCCCGCCCGGCGCCCAUGGCGCUCAGCUCCGCCCCGGGGCGCCGGCCUGGAGAGGGGCUCCCCGCCGCCGAGAGCCGCCCCCAACGCCUCCGCCACCGGGGCGCGCCCUAAGAACUGGCCGCCGCGCACACCCACCUCGCAGCAGUCGGCGGCCGCGGGCCUCGCAGCUUUAGAGCCGCGGCUUCUGGCGGCCGCGCGGGAGGCUAAACGGGAGUUGGGGGAAGCCCCGCCACUCUCGAAGUCACACGGCUUCCCUGCUUCUCUUCCUCAUGCCUGGCCCCCUCCCCUCCUCUCCCGUCUCUCUUCACCUCUCUUUAUCUGGAUCUGUCUGUGCUUGUUAUGCGUUUCCCUGUUCUCCAGGGCAGGAACCACAUCGGUCUGUUCACCCGUCCCCUGGACCGGCACCGGCACAGAGGGUCAGAGUGUUGGCACCUGUCUUCCGGGUCUGUUCACCCGUCCCCUGGACCGGCACCGGCACAGAGGGUCAGAGUGUUGGCACCUGUCUUCCGGGUCUGUUCACCCCUCCCCUGGACUGGCACCGGCACAGAGGGUCGAGUGUUGGCACCUGUCUUCCGGGUCUCCAUCCCUCCCUUUGUUUGUUGAGUGACUGCAUGUUCUCAUUUCCUUAUCAUACAGUUCUACGAGAGGUAUCAUUAUCCCCAUCUUAUUUUAUUUUCACCUUCUUUUCUGUUACCUGUAUGUUUGAAUUU
Messenger RNA from Pan troglodytes (chimpanzee), 1342 nucleotides. Its product is annotated as basic proline-rich protein-like. The transcript has 4 exons. The record is from RefSeq and is a predicted model, not a curated record. Lineage: Eukaryota; Metazoa; Chordata; Mammalia; Primates; Hominidae. Bases 133 to 1239 code for a protein of 368 amino acids.